Juglans microcarpa x Juglans regia is the source of this 4495-nucleotide messenger RNA. Its product is annotated as DNA ligase 6. Lineage: Eukaryota; Viridiplantae; Streptophyta; Magnoliopsida; Fagales; Juglandaceae. Gene Ontology annotation, biological process: lagging strand elongation; DNA biosynthetic process; DNA recombination. The record is from RefSeq and is a predicted model, not a curated record. Gene Ontology annotation, molecular function: DNA binding; ATP binding; DNA ligase (ATP) activity.
ACUUGUAUGCUUCAAAUGUACAAUACGCGCCUCUCCCCUAUUUCUCGUUGCUCGCACACACCAGAAUGCCUCGUCUUCCAUUGUAGUCCUCCAAAGAAAACCACUCACCACUAGACUCCCUAUGUUCCAUGGGCCAUGGCCUCCCAAUCCUACGAAACCCUAGCACUGGACUCCUCCCAUCUCUUCCUCACUGCCCUUCAAUCCCUCCGUCAACAACAAGAACCACCACUCCCUCUCUCUCUUGCUGCCGUUCCCACCUCUUUUCCCCGGUCCAAACUCAUCCCCAAAACCCGUUUCGCGAUCGAUGCCUUCCGUUUCGCCGGUGAUUUCUCCGUUUCCUACUUCCUUUCCCACUUCCACUCCGACCACUACACCGGCCUCUCCCCCAAUUGGUCCAGAGGCCUCGUUUUCUGCUCCCACACUACCGCUCGUCUCCUCGUUGAAGUUCUCAAAGUCCCUUCGCCGUUCGUCAUUCCAUUACCGCUUCGCGAAACUGUUGCAAUCGACGGCAGUGAGGUUACACUUGUCGACGCGAAUCAUUGUCCUGGUGCGGUGCAAUUUCUGUUCAGGAUUCCAGGUCCCAACGGCAAAUUCGAGAGGUUUGUUCACACGGGCGAUUUCCGGUUUUGCGAUUCCAUGAAAUCAGAGCCUCUUUUCUCUGAAUUUACUGGAUCGGAUGCGGUUUUCUUGGAUACUACGUAUUGUAAUCCGAAAUUUGUGUUUCCGUCACAAGAUGAGUCUGUCGAGUAUGUUGUAAGUGUCAUAGAGAGAAUAGGAGGUGAGUAUGACAAGGAUGGUCUAAUGAAAAACGUUUUGUUUCUUGUAGCUACUUAUGUUAUUGGGAAAGAGAAGAUUUUGCUUGAAAUUGCUCGGAGGUGUGACAGGAAGAUAUAUGUGGACGCUAGAAAAAUGGAGAUUCUGCGUGUCUUGGGGUACGGUGAUAGUGGGGUGUUUACAGAGGAUGAGCGUGAAAGUGAUGUUCAUGUUGUUGGGUGGAAUGUAUUGGGUGAGACAUGGCCUUAUUUUAGGCCGAAUUUUGUGAAAAUGAAGGAGAUCAUGGAGGAAAGAGGGUACUCGAAGGUUGUGGGUUUUGUUCCGACAGGGUGGACAUAUGAAGUGAAGCGCAAUAAAUUUACGGUGAGGUCUAAGGAUUCUUUUGAUAUUCAUCUUGUACCGUAUAGUGAACAUUCAAACUAUGAUGAACUUAGGGAUUAUGUGAAGCUGUUGAAACCGAAGCGUGUUGUUCCUACAGUGGGGUUGGAUGUUGAAAACCUUGAGAGUAAGCAUGCUAAUAAAAUGCGAAAGCAUUUUGCUGGGUUUGUUGAUGAAAUGGCCAACAAGAAAGAGUUUUAGGGCUUUUAUCGAGGCUCUUUUGAGAUGGUUGACAAGGUUGCAAAGGAUGCCAGUGGUGCCUCAAAUGAGUGUCUGGACCGGGAUAACGAGGCCGAGACAUCUGUGUCAAAAGUCAUUAAAACUGGUUAUCCGGGUUUUGUGUUGGAAUCGUCAUUGUCUCUGAAAGAACCGGUUACACAAGAUCCAGUGUUAUUGAAUGAUGAGGAUGCAUCUUCUCUCCAACAACCUUGUUCACAAGAUCUAUCCAUGUUAAAUGACGAUGAAACAGAGAAAAUCAUUCAGGAACUUUGUGAUUGUUUGCCAGCAUGGGUCACUAGAAGCCAAAUGUUAGAUCUGAUUAGCAGCUCAGGAAGGGAUAUUGUUGAGGCGGCCUCCAAUUUCUAUGAGCGUGAAACUGAAUUUCACAAGCAAGUAUUCACUUGUAAAGCUUCUGAGUCUUCUCAGAAAAGCUUACUUAAUGACUCCACCUCGGUUUCAAACCCAGGCUUUGUUACGAGCAAUCCUGUUGGAAGUGUGGACAAAUUUUUAAGUCAAUUUGAUAAGUCAGUCAACCUGAUAGAUUCAAUCAAGAGUAACAUUUCCCCUGGAAAAAGGAAAAGGACUAUUGAGGCUGAGCCAAACAAGAAGGUAAAAGUCAAUUCAAUUAAAAAUGGCACUUCUCCUGGAAAAACGAAAACAAAGACCGAGAAUAAGCCGGACAAGAAAGUAAAGGUCGAUACGAAGUCAUACUGUGGUGGAUCAAAACAACCUACAAUAACAAGGUUUUUCAGUAAAGUUUUGCCUGAUGUUUCCCAAGGUGGUAAGGUUGGAACCUUGUUGGAGGAAAGCCCUAAAGAUGAAAAUCUGGUGCCUGAUGAUGAUGCGAAAUUAUACAGGGAUGAAAUAGUUCAGUUUAUUCAAAUAAUAAAUGGUAACGAAUCAUCUAAAGGCUAUGCUGCUACCAUCCUAAAUAAAACAAAAGGAGAUGUUAAUAAGGCACUGGAUAUAUACUACUGUGAUACUCAGGGUGGCCUUGGUGACUCUGUUAAAUCAGUUCGGGAGCAGAGCAAUAUGGACAACUGCUCUCCUGGCCAAAAAAAGAAUGUGUCAGGGAAAUCAGAACAUACUCCCGAUAUCUCCGUGCAGGCAUUGUUAACAAAGGAUGUGGAUGCAACUCUUGUUGCACUACCGUCAGAAAAAUACGAUCCUAUAAAGCAUGCAUGCUGGAGAAGUGGGCAACCUGCUCCAUAUAUACAUCUUGCGAGAACAUUUGACCUGCUUGAGGAUGAGAAAGGAAAGAUAAAAGCUACUUCUAUGUUGUGCAAUAUGUUCAGAAGUCUGCUGACCUUGUCUCCUGAGGAUGUGUUGCCCGCUGUAUAUUUGUGCACAAAUAAGAUUGCUGCUAACCAUGAAAAUAUAGAACUAAAUAUCGGUGGAAGUUUGGUCACAUCAGCACUGGAAGAGGCAUGUGGCACAAACCGGUCCAAAAUAAGGGAGAUGUAUAACCAGCUCGGUGAUCUUGGUGAUGUUGCUCAAGAAUGCCGACAAACACAGACUUUACUUGUCACUCCUUCACCACUUCUAAUUAGAGAUGUAUUUUCUGCACUCCGAAAGAUAAGUGUACAAACAGGCAAUGGAAGCACUGUUCGAAAGAAAAACCUUAUUGUAAAUCUCAUGUGUACUUGUAGAGAGAAGGAGAUGAAGUUUCUUGUUAGAACUUUGAUAAGGAAUUUACGGAUUGGAGCAAUGAUCCGAACUGUUCUUCCUGCUUUGGCUCAAGCAGUUGUUAUUAAUUCCUCCCCUGGCUUUUACCCUGAAGGAAGAGUUGAUAAUUUGAAGGACAGGCUUCAGUGCCUUUCUGUGGCAGUGGUUGAAGCCUAUAAUAUCCUCCCCAAUUUGGAUCUGGUUGUUCCUUCUCUCAUGAACAAAGGCAUCGAAUUCUCUUCUUCAACGUUGUCUAUGGUUCCAGGAAUUCCUAUUAAGCCUAUGCUUGCAAAAAUCACAAAUGGUAUUCCACAAGCACUGAAGCUCUUCGAACAUAAAGCUUUUACAUGUGAAUAUAAGUAUGAUGGUCAGCGUGGCCAAAUUCACAGAUUAGUUGAUGGAUCUUUUCAUAUUUUUUCUCGAAAUGGAGAUGAAACAACAUCAAGAUUUCCGGAUUUGAUUAAUAUAAUUAAAGAGUCGUGUAAGCCUUCUGCAGUGACUUUUGUACUGGAUGCAGAGGUUGUUGCAGUUGAUAGAAAGAAUGGCUGCAGACUCAUGUCCUUCCAAGAACUAUCUUCACGAGGGAGAGGGAGCAAAGAUACCUUUAUCACAGUGAAUAGCAUAAAGGUUGACAUUUGCGUGUUUGUAUUUGAUAUAAUGUUUGCUAAUGGAGAACGGCUUUUGAGUUUCCCUCUCCGCCAAAGACGAAAAAAAUUGAAGGAAUUGUUUUGUGAUGAGAAGUUGGGAUAUUUUGAAUAUGCAAAGGAAAUGACAGUUGAAGCAAAUGAUGCUUGUAUGACUAAUGAAGCCACAUUAAGUAAGAUAAAUUCUUUUCUUGAAGAUGCGUUCCGCUCCUCAUGUGAAGGGGUCAUUGUGAAAUCAUUAGAUGUUGAUGCUGAAUAUUCUCCCUCAAAGCGUACUGACACAUGGUUAAAGGUCAAGCGUGACUAUGUGGAAGGAUUAUGUGACUCUCUUGAUUUAGUCCCAAUCGGUGCUUGGCAUGGAAAUGGGAGAAAAGCUGGAUGGUACAGUCCAUUUCUUGUGGCAUGUUACGACCCUGACACUGAGGAAUUCCAAAGCGUGUGCCGUGUCAUGUCUGGGUUUGCAGAUUCUUUUUACAGAGAGAUGAAAGAUUUCUUUUCUGGGGACACGAUUUUAUCCAAAAAGCCCCCGUAUUAUCUAACAGCUGAGGUGCCUGAUAUGUGGUUUUUGCCAAAACUUGUUUGGCAAAUAAGAGGUGCAGACUUCACACUGUCACCAGUUCACAAGGCGGCCAUAGGUUUAGUUCAUCCAUCUCGAGGUAUCUCAAUCAGAUUCCCCAGAUUCAUCUGCCCCGUUUCUGAUAGAAAUCCAGAAGAAUGUAGCACAGCUGCAGAUGUAGCUGAAAUGUUUCAGUCUCAGACUCGAAGGAUGGAUGUGGCAGCUGAAGAUUGAACAUUGUCUUUGUCAUUCUGUACAU